Erythranthe guttata (spotted monkey flower) is the source of this 3188-nucleotide messenger RNA. It is a transcript of the gene ATSAC1, whose product is annotated as Phosphoinositide phosphatase family protein. The record is from RefSeq and is a predicted model, not a curated record. Gene Ontology annotation, biological process: phosphatidylinositol dephosphorylation. Gene Ontology annotation, cellular component: intracellular membrane-bounded organelle. Lineage: Eukaryota; Viridiplantae; Streptophyta; Magnoliopsida; Lamiales; Phrymaceae. Gene Ontology annotation, molecular function: phosphatidylinositol-3,5-bisphosphate 5-phosphatase activity.
AAUUACGAUCAAAAAAUGACCGAUAAUGAAACAAGAUUCAACUCCAAUCUUUUAAUUUGAUUUUUGUAAUUUUUCCCAUAUGAACUUCAAAUUAAUUUUUAAUACAUAACUUUUUUUACGGGUUAUCUUUUUUUUUUCUUUAAUAAAUAAAUAUUCGCAUAAAUUAGUAUUCGCACAACAAUCGUUCAGUUCGCGCACUGAAUUUGGAGAUGACGAAACCAGAGAAACCGAAAACCAAUGCAGUGAAUCUUCCUCCAGCAUUCGGGUCGAAUUCAUCCAAAAUCCACCCCGCAAAUGACCCGGACACCCCGCCCAACCCAAAUUCAUACUCCUUGGAGAAAUUCCGCCUCUAUGAAACCCGUGCUAGGUUUUAUUUGAUUGGAAGUGACAGGAACAAGAAGUUCUUUCGGGUGUUAAAGAUCGAUAGAAUGGAGCCUUCUGAUUUGAAUAUCAGUGAAGAUCCCGUUGUUUAUCCGCCUCAAGAAGUCAAGAGUUUGCUCCAGAGGAUUGCUGAGGGCAAUCGUGCCACUGGAGGGUUAAGCUUUGUUGCCAAGGUAUAUGGCAUUGUUGGCUGCAUUAAAUUCUUGGAGUCGUACUAUCUGAUACUGGUGACAAGGCGGCGCCAAAUUGGGAGCAUAUGUGGUCAUGCGAUAUAUAGUAUAGAUGAGAGUCAGAUAAUUACCAUUCCACAUGUUUCAGUUCAAACUGAUAUUGCUCAUUCUAAAACUGAGCUACGGUAUAGGAAGCUUUUAUCCAGUGUUGAUUUGACAAAUGAUUUUUUCUUUAGCUAUACGUAUCCUAUAAUGCAAAGUUUACAGAAAAAUGUGUUAUCAAUGGGUGAAGAAUGGAUGCCAUAUGAUAACAUGUUUGUUUGGAACUCAUUUCUAACACAAACGAUUCGGUCAAGAUGCCAGAACACCAUUUGGACUAUACCUCUGGUUCAUGGGAAUUUUAAACAGGUUAGGCUAUCAAUAUUUGGAAGAGAUUUUAGUGUUUCUCUAGUUUCCAGACGCUCUCGCCAUUUUGCUGGGACACGUUAUCUAAAACGCGGAGUUAAUGAUAAUGGGCGGGUAGCCAAUGACGUUGAAACAGAGCAGAUUGUGCUUGACGAAGAAGCUGGAUCAUGCAAAGGAAAAAUGAGUUCUGUUGUACAAAUGAGGGGUUCUAUUCCUCUAUUCUGGUCGCAAGAGGCUUCAAGAUUCAGUCCUAAACCUGAUAUUAUAUUGCAACGUUAUGAUCCUACAUACGAAGCAACAAAAAUUCAUUUUGAUGAUCUGGCAAGAAGAUAUGGAAAUCCAAUCAUUGUUCUUAAUCUGAUUAAGACAGUUGAAAAAAGACCACGAGAAAUGAUGCUAAGGCGUGAGUUUGCUAAUGCAGUAGGGUAUCUGAACCAGAUUCUUUCUGAAGAUAAUCAUCUCAAAUUUAUCCAUUGGGACUUUCACAAAUUUGCGAAGAGCAAGUCUGCUAAUGUUUUGGCAGUUUUGGGUGGAGUUGCAAGCGAAGCACUUGAUUUAACUGGAAUUUAUUACAGUGGAAAACCUUUGGUUGUGAAAAAAAGGGCUAUCCAACUUGCUCGGACUAGCACUGCAAGGGACUCUUCUCUUAGAGAUUUAAGAGCUAGUUCUGGAGAUCUUUCAAGGGUUAGUGGUAGCACCGAUACCUUGACUAAGCAAGAUAAGGAUUCUGAAAGUAAUCAACAUCGUAAUCAAGACUUUAAUGCUAGUUCAGCACCACGAUUUCAAAGUGGAGUCCUUCGUACAAACUGCAUUGAUUGCUUAGAUCGGACAAACGUUGCCCAAUAUGCUUAUGGCUUAGCAGCUCUCGGGCGGCAACUUCAUGCACUGGGGUUGACCGACGAUCCAAAAGUGGAUGCCGAUAGUAGCAUUGCUGCUGCUCUCAUGGAUAUGUACCAGAGCAUGGGUGAUGCAUUGGCACAGCAGUAUGGUGGCUCGGCAGCACACAAUACUGUGUUCACAGAAAGGCAGGGUAAAUGGAAAGCUACGACACAGUCUAGGGAAUUUCUGAAGUCUAUAAAGCGAUAUUACAGCAAUACUUACACAGAUGGUGAAAAGCAGGACGCGAUAAAUUUAUUUUUGGGUUACUUCAAGCCUCAGGAAGGAAAACCUGCGCUGUGGGAGUUGGAUUCUGAUUAUUAUCUUCAUGUAUCUGGGAUUGGAGAUGAUCUUUUGCCUGAUAGUCCCUUGGAUUACGUUAAACCUUCAGUAGCAAGAAUUCCUUUAGCCCCAAUUCCUGCUUGUCGAGAGGACUUCUCGCGCAUGAAGUUGACAUCAUUUGAUAAAUUGAUAGAAAGAACAUGUAGUGCCAUCAAGAAUGUACGACUCUGCAGUGAGCUAGAUCAAAAAUCAGGAAACUUUGGUGUGGCACCUGAUGCAGCCGAAAUACAACUCAAGAGUCCAAACUGGCUUUUCGGACAGAGGAAGUACGAGGAUAGUAGCACUGCACCAAAAUUGAAUUCCAACGAACUUACAAAAGGGGGAACUCACGAUAACAGGAAAAUCGAUGGUCUAAGUGACCUUAAUUUGUUUUCUCCAGUUGUUGAGACCAAUGAAGAAGAUGUCUUCAGACAAUACCUAGCAAUGACAACAGUCGAUGAAGCUAAUGGUUGGUAUGGUGGUACUUUGCUUGGUGAUCAAGAUGAAAACAGUGAGAUAUACCAACAUUACGCUGAACUUAUUCAGGGCCCCGCUAUGGAACCGUUUGAAAAUGAUAUGGAGAAGGAAAAAUACUACAGUGAUCUUCUUAGAGGGAACAUGGUCGAUAAUAAUUGCAUGCAUGACAUUGAUGUAGAGGCUGAGAUGGAAGCUGCUCUCAAUGGAUAUGUUCAGGCAGGUUCCGAUCUUGGGAUUUUCCCCAAGUCGUGUAGUGCUCUUGUUAUGGAUCCAAGCCAGAUAACACGAUGGAUUCUUGGAGAAAAUCGCCUGCAAAAGCUUUAAAAAUCUUCUUGUUCUUGUAAGUUUGUAUCUAUAUCCAGGGAUAUUUUUGGAAUGCCUUUAUUUUAUUUUUUUAUUAAUAAUUAAUAUAUAUGUAUAUAUAAACCAGUCAUAUAACAGAGAGAGAUCUUAACCUCUCAAAUAAUAUGCAUCUUGCAAGUAUUGUGUUUUUAUGAUUGGCAAAUGUUGCAUUUCUGCAAUUCAGAUCCUCUAAUGAAUAAAAUCAUUAUUUCAUUA